AUGGAGAACCAAGAAGCCAAUGAUUUAGUGCAGAUCGCUUAUGGGUACAAGAUAUCAAAAUCAAGAUUCCAGGAGAUUAUUGAGUUACAAGAGAAGAUGGUGUCAAACGUCCCAUCAUCACCUAAUAUGGACAUUCAAAAGACAAGAGGGGAAGAUAACCCCGACGAUAGUGUCAACUGCGAUGAAGGUUUUGACGAUAAAGGUCUCGAUAAUUCCGAGUUCGAAAAUUUUGUAAGACACGAAGUUUUCACUAUUGGAAAUUUAUCACCAUCAGAUUGGAGGAAACCCAUCAUAGAGUACUUAGAGAAUCCAGUCAGAAAUACUGACAGGAAAAUCAAGUACAGGGCCCUAAGUUAUAUACAUCUAGGAAAAAAAUUGCUGAAGAAGAUUCCAGAGGGAAUAUUACUUAAGUGUCUUGGAAAUAAAGAAGCAUACUUGACCAUAUCUGAAGUACAUAGUGGAGCCUGUGGCGCACACCAAGUAGGCCAUAAGAUGAAAUGGUUGCUAUUCUGA
This is a messenger RNA of Lathyrus oleraceus (garden pea), 513 nucleotides long. RefSeq lists its product as uncharacterized. Bases 1 to 513 code for a protein of 170 amino acids. The record is from RefSeq and is a predicted model, not a curated record. Lineage: Eukaryota; Viridiplantae; Streptophyta; Magnoliopsida; Fabales; Fabaceae. The transcript has a single exon.